Microcebus murinus (gray mouse lemur) is the source of this 3434-nucleotide messenger RNA. RefSeq names its product glutaminyl-tRNA amidotransferase subunit QRSL1 (gene QRSL1). Gene Ontology annotation, molecular function: glutaminyl-tRNA synthase (glutamine-hydrolyzing) activity. NCBI's taxonomy places the organism in Eukaryota, Metazoa, Chordata, Mammalia, Primates, Cheirogaleidae. Gene Ontology annotation, cellular component: glutamyl-tRNA(Gln) amidotransferase complex; mitochondrion. Gene Ontology annotation, biological process: mitochondrial translation; glutaminyl-tRNAGln biosynthesis via transamidation. The record is from RefSeq and is a predicted model, not a curated record.
UGAAGGGUUCAGUGACGAUCAAAGAUGGCUGCGCUCACGUAAUACCGCGAGCGCCGGUUGACCUCAGUUUUUUUCUCCUUGUCACCUGGCUCUGGUAGUGGCAGGCUGAGCACGAGGACCAUGCUGGGCCGGACCCUCCGAGAAGUUUCUGCGGCAUUGAAACAAGGCCAAAUUACACCAAUAGAGCUCUGUCAAAAAUGUCUUUCUCUUAUCAAGAAGACCAAGUUUCUAAACGCCUACAUUACUGUAACAGAAGAGGUGGCCUUAAAACAAGCUGAAGAAUCAGAAAAAAGAUAUAAGAAUGGUCAGUCCCUUGGGGAUUUAGAUGGAAUUCCUAUUGCAGUAAAAGACAACUUUAGCACAUCUGGCAUUGAGACAACAUGUGCAUCAAAUAUGCUGAAAGGUUAUGUACCACCUUAUAAUGCUACAGUAGUUCAGAAGUUGUUGGAUCAGGGAGCUCUACUAAUGGGGAAAACGAAUUUAGAUGAGUUUGCUAUGGGCUCUGGAACCACAGAUGGUGUAUUUGGACCAGUUAAAAACCCCUGGAGUUAUUCAAAACAAUAUAGAGAAAAGAGGAGGAAGCAGGAGCCACAUGGUGAGAAGGAAGAUUCAAAUUGGCUAAUAACUGGAGGAAGCUCAGGUGGGAGCGCAGCUGCUGUAUCAGCAUUCACUUGCUUUGCGGCUUUAGGAUCAGAUACAGGAGGAUCGACCAGAAAUCCUGCUGCCCAUUGUGGACUUGUUGGUGUCAAACCAAGCUAUGGCUUAGUUUCUCGUCAUGGUCUCAUUCCUCUGGUGAAUUCAAUGGACGUGCCAGGAAUCUUAACCAGAUAUGUGGAUGAUGCAGCAAUUGUGUUGGGUAUACUGGCUGGACAUGACCCCAAAGAUUCUACCACAGUACAAGAUCCUGUUAAACCAUUCAUGCUUCCCAGUUUGACAGAUGUGAGCAAACUAUGUAUAGGAAUUCCAAAGGAAUAUCUUGUACCAGAAUUAUCAAGUGAAGUACGAUCUCUUUGGUCCAAUGCCGCUGACCUCUUUGAGUCUGAGGGAGCCAAAGUAAUUGAUGUAUCCCUUCCCCACACAAGUUAUUCCAUUCGUCUGCCUACCCACCCGCGUACAUUGUGCACAUCAGAAGUGGCAUCGAAUAUGGCAAGAUUUGAUGGGCUAGAAUAUGGUCACAGAUGUGAAAUUGAUGUGUCUACUGAAGCCAUGUAUGCUGCAACUAGACGAGAAGGGUUCAAUGAUGUGGUGAGAGGAAGAAUUCUCUCAGGAAAUUUUUUCUUAUUAAAAGAAAACUAUGAGAAUUAUUUCAUCAAAGCCCAGAAAGUGAGACGCCUCAUUGCUAAUGACUUUAUGAAUGUUUUUAACUCUGGAGUAGAUGUCUUGCUAACUCCCACCACCUUGAGUGAAGCAGUACCCUACUUGGAGUUCAUCCAAGAAGACAACAGAACACGAAGUGCCCAGGAUGAUAUUUUCACACAGGCAGUAAAUAUGGCAGGAUUACCAGCAGUGAGUAUCCCUGUAGCACUCUCAAACCAAGGGCUGCCAAUAGGACUGCAGUUUAUUGGGCGUGCAUUUUGUGACCAGCAGCUUCUUACAAUUGCCAAGUGGUUUGAAAAACAAGUACAGUUUCCUGUUACUCAACUUCAAGAACUCGUGGAUGAUUGUUCAUCAGUCCUUGAAAAUGAAAAAUUAGCUUCUAUUUCUCUAAAACAAUAGAGAUAAAUGUAUCAUGCAAACUAAAAUGAUGUUUAGAAAUUCUGUUCUCUAGAGAGCCAAAUGAUCUUGCUCAAUUCUUGUAAUUAGGUUCAUUCUCAAUACAGUCUUUCCUUGGAAUCACUUUUUUGAAUUCUUGUGAUAAUUAAUUAUAAAUAAUCUAUCAGCAUUUAUUAAGCAUCCACUAAGUAUUUGUACAGGAUUUCUACUAUAACACAAGAUAAAUAUUCCUGAAAAACAAUGCAUUCUGCAAAAAUUUUAUUUAAAAAGAACAAGAGCUUACAGUAAAAAUAAGAUCAGGGAUAAACUCAAAACUUGCACAUCUUUGUAACUAAAGCACUAACAGAAACAAUAAAAAUUGCACCUCCAGAGAUAACCUAGAUAGCCCAGGUAGGCAGCUCAUCUUGUGGUGAAGGCUGUCUCAGGGGAUAUUAAAAAUGCACAGAAACAAUCAAGUAGGAAUAUUGGAUUCUGCAUGUUGAGCAAAGCAGGUGGAAGAGGAGCUCUGAGCACUGGAGGAAGUGUAACCUUUCUGGGGCAGAAUCAUGCAAAACUUGGGGUGUGCUGCUCUGGGGAGGAGCCCCAGGUGCACACACUCCUUUUAUUUCUCUAAAAAUAGAGCUGAAAUUAUUGAGAACUUUUUUUCCUUCACUCCUUAGAGUUAAAAUUUUACUUCUGUUAUUCCAGAACACAUGCCUAGGAGCCAGAACAAUUCUGUGUUACACUGAGUUAAUUCUCUUGUUUACCAGUCACAAAUGAGCUCAUUGAUGUCAUAGAAACAUUUGUUGUAAACUAACAGACCAUAUUGGAAUGGAAACUCGGUAGAUGGUAGAGUAUGGUUUUAGUGAGAAACGUUCAAAAUACAUGGUAACACAAUGUGAAAAAUUUGCAGAUAAUUUGUGGACAAUGCUAAAGGAGGAGGCCCAUGGGAGGGUCCUCCGUGACCCCAGAUUCUCUGUUUCUUAUGGUUUCCUUACCCUCUUGACUGCAAGUGUUCUUUAUUUGGGCUCCUUGAUCCCAGAGAGACAUUAAGGGAUGUAUAAUAAUUGUAUUAUAAAAUGUAUAAUAAAAUGUAUAAUAUAUUUGACAAAAAUCUAAUGGAAAUUGUACAUUUACUCACCAUAAGACUAUCAUUGGCUUUCUUUCUCUUUGCUGGGACACUAUUGUCACCUCAUGUUGAUCAGGUGUUCUAAUUUGGCACUUGUAUAUUGUUAAUAAAGAAGAUUAGAAAGCUGAACUAUUAUUUACUAAAUUCACUUUGUUUAGUAAGAAAAAACCUUUUCUAAAUAAGAAGUACAGGAGGAAAAAAUACUAAUAGGCAGAACCCCUGGGAUGUUUUUAUUAUAACAAGAGGAAACCAUUUUAGUUGAAGGAGCUAAUAUGAUAUAAAGCACAAGUAAAUAAAUCUUUGCCCUGGUCAUUUUUUAUGUAUGUAUAAUUUGAAAUGAAAAUUUUUCAAAGAAUAUUUACCCUCUUGUUCCUUUAUCUCCACUUGAGCUACACUAACAAUUUAAAUCUGGAAAUAGAGAAGUCAAAUACUUACUGUUCUCACAUCAUAAUACCCAGCUAGCGUGAAAUGAUACCUAGUUUGUUUUUCUUUCCUCUUCAUCUUUACCCUAAAUCUAGUAGAUCUCAUUUUGCCAAGUCACUGUCUGGGAAUUUGAGUGACAAAUGGUUUUUGUGUCUCAGCUAAUUAAACCCUGAAAUUAUUAGCAGCAGAA